This is a messenger RNA of Epinephelus lanceolatus (giant grouper), 3777 nucleotides long. It is a transcript of the gene fmnl1a, whose product is annotated as formin-like 1a. Gene Ontology annotation, molecular function: actin filament binding; small GTPase binding. NCBI's taxonomy places the organism in Eukaryota, Metazoa, Chordata, Actinopteri, Perciformes, Serranidae. Gene Ontology annotation, biological process: cortical actin cytoskeleton organization; regulation of cell shape; cell migration. The record is from RefSeq and is a predicted model, not a curated record. Gene Ontology annotation, cellular component: cytosol.
AUGGGGAAUGCGGCUGCAGGGGGCUUGGAGCAGGAACCGGCUGAGGUCCGAGAGGCCAGGAACUCGGUCGGAGGAGCUUCAGGAAUGAGUGACCCCACUCCAACCUUGCAGAAGAAGCAGCCGGCUCCCCCCAAGCUGCCCAUGCCCCCAGAGGAGGAGCUGGAGGAGCGCUUCAAUGUGGUGCUGAGCUACAUGAACUUGCCUCCAGACAAACUGAAGCUGUUGAGUCAGUAUGACAAUGAAAAGAAGUGGGAGUUAGUCUGUGAUCAGGAGCGUUUCCAGGUCAAGAGCCCCCCGUCCACUUACCUGGCUAAGAUUAAGAGCUUCUACCAGGAUCAGGGAGGGGUGACUCGCAGGCUGAAGAAAAGGAUCCAGGAUGCCACCCAGGUCCUUAAAGAUUUGGAGAUAUCUCUUCGCACCAAUCACAUUGGAUGGGCUCAAGAGUUUCUCAACGAGCAGAACAAAGGUUUGGAUGUUCUGGUGGAAUACCUGUCUCAUGCACAAAGUGACGCCUCGUUUGAUGUGGAGAGUGUUGAAAAUGGUGGCACCCUGUCAGACAGAGGAAAACCAGCAGAGAGGUCAAUGGAAGACUUGACCAAAAGCUCCAGUGGCUCUCACGCGCACGGGAUGACCAGAGCUGCUCGGGCACUGACUGUAAGAAUAAGCUCCACUCUGGGGAACAAGAUGCAUAAGAAGUCCCACUCAUCCAACCAGAGAGAUGAUGUACAUGUGUGCAUAAUGUGUCUGCGAGCCAUCAUGAACUACCAGUCUGGUUUUAACCUGGUGAUGACUCACCCGCGCUGUGUGAACGAGAUCACCCUCAGUCUCAACAGCAGGAAUCCCAGGACCAAAGCCCUUGUGCUGGAGUUGCUGGCUGCAGUGUGUCUUGUCAGAGGAGGACAUGACAUCAUUCUGUCUGCUUUUGACAACUUCAAAGAGGUGAGCCGAGAAAAGAACCGCUUUGAGAAGCUGAUGGAGUACUUCAUCAAUGAUGACAGCAACAUUGACUUCAUGGUGGCCUGCAUGCAGUUCAUAAACAUUGUGGUCCAUUCAGUGGAGAACAUGAACUUUCGUGUUCAUCUACAGUUCGAGUUCACUCACCUCGGGUUAGACAAGUAUCUUGGGACUCUGAAGGAAACAGAGAGCGAGAAGCUGCAGGUCCAGAUCCAGGCCUACCUGGACAAUGUGUUAGAUGUAGGAGCCCUGCUGGAGGAUGCUGAGAAUAGAGGAGGGGUGAUGGAGCAUGUUGAUGAACUGCAGCACCAUAACGUACAGCUGAACACCCGGCUUCAGGAAAUUGAGAAUCAUUCUGCAGAGAGAAUAUCUGAACUUGAGACUCAGCUCAUGCAGGCUACCAAGGAGACUGAGCUGCUUAAAGAAAGCCUGCGAGAGUCCUGUUCCCAGGUUAGUGCCUUGCAGCAGAGAGAACGGGAGCGCGAGCUGGAUAGGGAGAGGGAGAAGGACAGGGAGCGUCUGAGUGCCUCCACCCCUCAGACGUCUUCAGAGCUGGAGCAGAAAAUCCAGGAGCUGCAGGACAAGGGACUGAUCAGACUUGGACGCAGCGCCUCCGGAGGCCUGGACAUCCAGGUUGUGCCUGUCACGGUGGUCGAAUAUGUCCAAGCUCCAGCCUCUGACACCCAGCCUAGCGCUCAAAUCUCUGUCACUGCCUCUGCUUCCCCACCGUCCAGCCUUCCUGCCUCUGUCCCUCCACCUCCUCCUCCACCUGCUUCAGGUGGUCCAGAGAUGGUUGCCUCCCCCCCUCCGCCUCCACCUCCACCUCCACCUCCUGCUGGAGGCUGUGGGGCUGUGUCUCCACCUCCUCCUCCUCCUCCUCCUCCUCCUCCUCCUGCACCUGGAGGAGGUCCACCACCUCCUCCUCCCCUACCUGGUGCUGGACCCCCACCACCUCCUCCCCCACCUGGUGCUGGACCCCCACCACCUCCUCCCCCACCUGGUGCUGGACCACCACCUCCUCCUCCCCCACCUGGUGCUGGACCCCCACUUCCACCUCCCCCACCUGGUGGUGGACCUCCACCCCCUCCUGGAGCACCAAACCCUCAAUCUGGGGUUAGGACCAAGAAGCCCAUUCAGACAAAGUUCAGGAUGCCGCUGUUGAACUGGCAGGCCUUAAAACCAAACCAGGUGACAGGCACUGUCUUCAGUGAACUGGAUGAUGAGCAGAUUUUAGGGGAGUUGAACAUGGAUAUCUUUGAGGAACAGUUCAAGACGAGGGCCCAGACUAAUCCAACAGACCUGUCCAAUAUCAAGAAAAAGGUGGUCCAGAAAGCCCCCAGCAAGACAUCAUUGAUCGACGCCAACAGGGCCAAAAAUCUGGCCAUCACUUUACGCAAGGGGGGAAUGAAUCCAUCUGUUAUCUGCACCGCCAUAGAGACGUAUGACCAGCAGUCUUUGUCCAUCGACUUACUGGAAUUACUCGAGCCCUUCAUACCAACAGAUUUCGAGAUGAAGCUGCUGCUUAACUAUGAGAAGGAUGGCCGCCCGCUGGAGGAGCUGACCGACGAGGACCGAUUUAUUUUACGCUUUGGGAAGAUUCUGCGUCUGAAGCAGCGCAUAAGCACUCUAACUUUCAUGGGCAACUUCCCAGAUAGUGUCAAACGCCUGCAGCCGCAACUCAACUCCAUCAUUGCUGCAUCCAUGUCCAUCAAGUCUUCAGCCAAACUGAAAAAGAUCUUAGAAAUUGUUCUUGCUUUUGGCAACUAUAUGAAUAGCAGCAAGAGGGGUGCAGCGUACGGUUUUCGGCUGCAGAGUCUGGACCUUCUGUUGGAGACCAAGUCAACUGACCGCUCGCAGACGCUGCUUCACUUCAUCACCAGUAUCAUCCAAGAAAAAUACCCCGACUUGGCCAACUUCUACACCGAGCUUCACUUUGUAGACAAAGCAGCCCUUGUAUCUCUGGAUGGCAUUCUUCAAGAUAUCCGCUCAUUAGAACGGGGAAUGGAAAUGACCAAAAAGGAAUUCCUGGUGCAGGAUGACAGCCCUGUGCUGAAGGAAUUCAUCAAAACCAACAGUGAGCAGCUGGAAACUUUGAUCAAAGACAGCAAGACAGCACAGGAGGCAUAUGGUUCUGUGGUGGAGUAUUUUGGAGAGAACCCCAAAACCACACAGCCUUCCAUGUUUUUCCCAUUGUUUGGACGUUUGAUAAAGGCCUAUAAGACAGCACAGCAAGAUAUUGAGCAGAAAAAAAAAAUGGAGAGUGAGAGCAGUGAGGAAAAAGUGUCAUCAUCACCAAACAAGCCCAAAGUACAAAAGGGGCCAAUGAUGCCUAAGAUGCCCCAGAUGGACUUGAUAGCAGAGCUGAAGAAAAGGCAGGUGAAACCGCAGGUACGCGAGGGGAAGGACGGCGCGCUGGAGGACAUCAUCACAGAUUUGAGGAACACACCAUUCAGGCGGACAGAUGGUCGACGGCCAGCCCAGCGUCAGGACACUUGAGCCACAUCUGGUCCAUGAGAUUUUACAAAUGUAACUGGAAUCACACCCAUGUAUACAGACAGAAAAACACAUUUAAAAUGCUCUGUAUAUACAAUAUACCAAUAAAUUAGCCAUAUGACAGUGUGUAUUUUUGCCACCAUUUUAGUGUGAAUUUGUUGUGUAAAUAGAAUUUGAAGUUUGAACUAUUUGAUAUUUUUAACAGUCCAUGAAUUUGAUUACAUAUCUUGCUAAAAAAUGUUCCUUCAGUGCCUCACAGCUUUGUAUCCUCUAAACUUGUAAUGUUGUCACCUAUGGAGUAAUAAAACAAAUUAUGACUUUAUUUUGAAA